AUGGCGGAGGUGACCUUCUGUGAAGAAUGCAACAACAUCUUAUAUGCACGCAGUGAUCGGAAGAAUAAGAAGCUGCUCUACGUAUGCCGCAGUUGCGACUACAUCUCACACAAGCCGAACGAGCAGCAGAACAUCGUGGCGAGGAUUAACUACAACUACAACAGGAAAGAGGACGUGUAUAUCCAUCCCGAAACGAAGAACGACCCCGCGCUGGGACGUGUGCGCGAAUGGAUCUGCAAAAACUGCGGGAACAACGAGGCCGUCUUUUUGCAGCUCCCAGAAAGAAUCAGUUCCAACCCCAUGGCACUCAUCUACGUGUGCACAGGAAAGAACUGCCACUACUGGGAGAAGGAGAUACAAUUCACCAAUGAUGAGGAAGACCCGUUACAUAGAAGUAGGCGAUCUUCCGAAGCCUCCCACGUGGAUCAUCUGAACCCGUCUGUAAAACAGGAGGGGGGCAACGCGCAAGGUAUUAUUCCCGUCCAGGGACAAAAACGGAGUCGAAAAAAGAUUAUGAGAGGAAGACAGCAUCACGACGAUAGUGAUGAGCCAGAUGGAGAAGAACACGACGGGGAAGAACACGAAGGGGAAGAACACGAAGGGGAAGAACACAACGGGGAUGGACCCCAGGGAAACAGCCUCGAUGACCGCGACGAGAAGGAGGAAGACAAACUGAAGAAGGAGCUGCAGGAGUUAAUAGACGCCAAGGACGAGGGGCAGCUGCAACCAGGAGAUCAGCACAGCGAACCGGGCGACUCUGCCGACGAAAAUGAAAGCGACGUGGAGGAUUACUUCUGA
This is a messenger RNA of Plasmodium inui San Antonio 1, 798 nucleotides long. RefSeq names its product DNA-directed RNA polymerase II subunit RPB9. Bases 1 to 798 code for a protein of 265 amino acids. Gene Ontology annotation, molecular function: zinc ion binding; nucleic acid binding; DNA-directed RNA polymerase activity. Gene Ontology annotation, biological process: transcription-coupled nucleotide-excision repair; maintenance of transcriptional fidelity during transcription elongation by RNA polymerase II; transcription initiation at RNA polymerase II promoter. Gene Ontology annotation, cellular component: RNA polymerase II, core complex. The record is from RefSeq and is a predicted model, not a curated record. Lineage: Eukaryota; Apicomplexa; Aconoidasida; Haemosporida; Plasmodiidae. The transcript is spliced from 2 exons.